Brassica oleracea var. oleracea is the source of this 1543-nucleotide messenger RNA. RefSeq names its product protein ROOT PRIMORDIUM DEFECTIVE 1. The coding region runs from base 177 to 1436 and encodes 419 amino acids. The transcript has 2 exons. The record is from RefSeq and is a predicted model, not a curated record. Lineage: Eukaryota; Viridiplantae; Streptophyta; Magnoliopsida; Brassicales; Brassicaceae. Gene Ontology annotation, molecular function: RNA binding.
GGGUCGGGAAAAACCCCACUUUCAGAUUCGUUCAGUAAUUUCGUCGAGCAUCUUGUCUGCAAUGCUCUCGUCCCCUCGUAGUUCACCAUCCUUCCAGUGACUUAAGCAAAGUCUGAGAUAAACCCUAAACCCAUUUUCGCAUUUGCGUCAUCUGAUACUCGAAACGUUCGAUAAAGAUGUUCGCCAAAUCCAAAAGCUUUCUCUUUUCAAUGAGCAAGCUGUUUCAUCAGCAUCAACAAUGGCGAGAAAUGGGAGCAAUGGCGAAAGUGAGAUUGAAAUGGGUGAAGAACAAGAACCUCGAUCACAUCAUUGACACCGAAACCGAUCUCAAAGCAGCUUGCAUCCUCAAAGACGCCAUUAAACGAUCUCCCACCGGUUUCCUCACCGCGAAAUCCGUCGCCGACUGGCAAAAGCUCCUCGGUCUCACCGUCCCUGUUCUUCGCUUCUUGCGCAGGUAUCCGACUCUGUUUCACGAGUUUCCGCACGCUCGUUACGCAAGCUUGCCCUGUUUCAAGCUAACGGAGACAGCACUAAUGCUCGACUCACAAGAAGAGAUCAUUCAUCAAAGCCACGAGAGUGAUACAGUGGAGAGGCUCUGUCGCCUUCUGAUGAUGAUGAGAACAAGAACCGUCUCUCUCAGAUCACUCCACUCUCUCAAGUUCGAUCUCGGCUUACCUGACAACUACGAGAAGACGCUAGUCAUGAGAUACCCUGACCACUUCUGCUUCGUCAAGGCCUCUAACGGAAACCCUUGUCUAAAGCUCGUGACUUGGCGUGAUGAGUUCGCCUUCUCUGCUCUGCAGAAGCGAAACGAGAGGGAUGCUGUUACAGGUGAGGAUGGUCUCUACCGCGAGUUCAAGAGAGGACAAUCCGCAUUGACUUUCGCUAUGAGUUUUCCUCGAGGGUAUGGAGCUCAGAAGAAGGUCAAGGCUUGGAUGGAUGAGUUUCAGAAACUUCCUUACAUAUCUCCUUACGACGACGCGAGUAACAUCGACCCUGAGAGCGAUCUCAUGGAGAAACGAGCUGUGGGAGUGUUGCACGAGCUCUUGAGCUUGACUAUCCACAAGAAAACCAAGAGGAACUACUUGAGAAGCAUGAGAGGUGAGCUCAACAUUCCUCAUAAGUUCACUCGUCUCUUCACGCGGUACCCUGGGAUCUUCUACCUUUCGUUGAAGUGUAAGACGACAACUGUGAUUCUUAAAGAAGGGUAUCGUCGUGGAAAGCUAGUGGAUCCGCAUCCUCUCACUCGUCUUAGAGAUAAGUUCUAUCAUGUGAUGAGAACAGGGUUUCUCUACCGGGCUAGAGGGGUAGGCAUGGUCUCUAAGGAGGAACUUUUGCUUGAUAAGGUUGACGAUGAGGGCCCUGAGGAAGAAGGUUCUGAAGAAGAAGAGAUUGUGGAAGGAAGUGAACUUGAAGAGGAUUCAGAAGAUGAAUAGCAUUAGCUGUUCAAUUCAAAUGUCAUAGACAUGUAUCCUUAUCAAUUCACACACAUCAACGAAUGUUACUACAUUUUAUCUUAAGCAAUGGAGUUGAGUUCGAUCUA